AUGCUGCCUAGCAGGAAGAGACUUCAGCGGCCAGCCAGGCUGUCCUACUUACGCCAGAUGCGAGGGCGUCAUCCCGGCCUAGCCAUUGGAUUGUGGCUUUGUGAAAAAACAAAAACAAAACUACCGGAGUUGGAGCGUGAGCCCGGGAAGCACGAGGAGGCGGCUGCUGGUUCCGAUGCGGAGUUGCAGGAGACGCCGGUGUGGCUGAGCAACCAUGAAUACUCCCACCAGGUGCACAAAUGGCUUUGGCAGUCCUACUGCAGCUAUCUCACCUGGCACAGCGGCCUCGCCACCUUCCCCGCCUACUGCAACCCCCAGCUGCCCCCAACCCCCUACCAGCCGGCAGUGAGUGAGUAUGUUAUUCCAUCCUUGGCCCACAGAUUCAUUGCAGAGAUGGUGGAUUUCUUUAUUCUCUUCUUUAUAAAAGCAACCAUUGUCUUAAGCAUUACGCACCACAGUGGAAUAAAGUAA
Messenger RNA from Chrysochloris asiatica (Cape golden mole), 471 nucleotides. Its product is annotated as protein FAM8A1-like. The coding region runs from base 1 to 471 and encodes 156 amino acids. The transcript has 3 exons. NCBI's taxonomy places the organism in Eukaryota, Metazoa, Chordata, Mammalia, Afrosoricida, Chrysochloridae. The record is from RefSeq and is a predicted model, not a curated record.